This is a messenger RNA of Apus apus (common swift), 1581 nucleotides long. Its product is annotated as forkhead box protein J1-like. The record is from RefSeq and is a predicted model, not a curated record. Gene Ontology annotation, biological process: regulation of DNA-templated transcription. The coding region runs from base 1 to 1581 and encodes 526 amino acids. Lineage: Eukaryota; Metazoa; Chordata; Aves; Apodiformes; Apodidae. The transcript has 5 exons. Gene Ontology annotation, molecular function: DNA-binding transcription factor activity; sequence-specific DNA binding.
AUGAAGCACUGGAGUGGGUUGCCCAGAGAGAUUGUGGGAUCCCUGAGCCCAAAGGCCAGCCUUCAAGACCUGAGUGACGACGACCCAGAGUAUCCAGGGACCCACCCGUCAGGGAUUGAAGGAAGGAAACCAGAUUGCUGCUUACAACUUGGCUUUGAGCAGGUUUUGAAUUUGAAAGUUCCGUAUUUAUCCAGAAGCUUCCUGGCGCCUGGAGAACUUGUGGAGGGACUUCGUGGAAGUUGGGGGACGUCGCCGGGACGAGGAGCUGCCCUGUCACCUCCUUCUCCUUCCCGCGCAGCCCUUGAAGGCAAGAGCCGAGACAUGGCUGAGGGGUGGCCCGACGACAACGGGAAGGGCAGGAAGAGGUGCUCGGCCAGCAUGGACAGCCUGCCCAGCCUCACGUGGCUGACAGAAUUCUCUGUCAAGGACACCCACAUGGCCAGGCCCCCGUGGAUCCCAGACCCCCUCGACCGUCCCAGGGCCCCCAGCUUUGCUGCCCCCUGCUCACCCCUGGCUGCUGACCCGGCAUGCAUGGGCGUGCCCCCCACUCCCUGCCACCCCAUCUCCUCCUCCUCCUCCUCGAGGCCGGUGCAGCACACCAUGGCCACGUGCCCUCAGCUGGCGGAAGACAUGGACUACAAGACCAACCCACACCUCAAGCCGCCGUACUCCUACGCCAGCCUCAUCUGCAUGGCAAUGGAAGCCAGUGGGAAGCCCAAAAUCACCCUCUCUGCCAUCUACCAAUGGAUAAUGGACAACUUCUGCUACUUCCGACAUGCCGAUCCUACCUGGCAGAACUCCAUCAGGCACAACCUCUCCUUGAACAAAUGCUUCAUCAGGGUGCCCCGAGAGAAGGAUGAGCCCGGGAAAGGAGGGUUUUGGAAGAUGGAUCCCCUGUGCACUGACCAGCUCAAGAAAGGUUCCUUCAGAAAGCGGAGGAGGUCCCCAGGGCAGAUCCACCCAGCCUUCACAAAAACGGCCCAUCAAGAACCACAGUGUGAUGCCAGCCCGGCCACUUCAGUUUGCACCCCCACUAACGUCCUCGGGGGCAGCAGAGAGUCGCAGCAGCUGCUGGAGGAGUUGGCAGAAACCCCCAGCAGCCAGACCUGGGAUCCGUCUGAGGGCCAAGCAGGGCAGAGGCACCAGCAGCUCUCACCCAACCGACCGGCCAAGGUGGCUCGGCUUUCUAACUCUGCCUUGCUGACCCAGGAAGAACAGGAGGAGCUGGGAUCCUUGAAAGGUGACUUGGACUGGGAAGGCAUCUUCGACACCAACCUGAAUGCAGACUUGCCCACUUUUGAGGAUCUGGACCUCCUGUCUCCAACCAACCCCACCGUGCAUGACCUGGACUUGACAGUCCCUGGGCAGCACACCGAGGGUCCCCAGGGGCAGGAGCAGGUCCAGACUGAAUCCCACCAGAAAAGCCUGGGGUGGGAUGAAACCUUCAUGGCUGCUGCUUUCCUGCAGAAUCCCUGGGACGAAGGGACAAACGAUUGCCUCAACAACACUGUCAACAUGGAGGAGGUGUUUGAAUGGAAUGACACUCCUUUGCCAGAGGCAGGAAAAGGAAAAGGUCUAUAA